CUGGUUUCGAAAAAACAAUGAAAUGCGCAGGCGCAUAGUUCCGAAGCCACUUCUAGUACAGCGCAAUCAACAUCUGGAGUGCCAGUGUCACCCAAAAAGCCUGAGUUUGCUCAGCCUCAGUGUCAGUGCCCAGUGGAAAAGGCUCCUGAAGAGGUUUUACCCACGAAAACAAGUGGUCGGUCUGAUGAGACGUGAUAACAACGAGUUUCACUCAACACUGAGUUAUCUAUGCACUUCAUUAUGUGUUUGAAUGGAAAUUGGAGUGAUACGUGAGACAAAAAUGGACGUAAACACGUCAGUAGGGACUGACCGGCUGUCAAGGGUGACUAUGGAUGUACACAGUGAGGAGAAGACCAUCUUCUGGUCCAGGCGGGAGAGAAAGCGCUGGUUCAUCUCGUUAUUAUGUGGCACAUGUUUACUUUAUGCGACGAGAACGUCAGUGCCCCUCUUAGUGCCAGUAAUCAGCAAGGAAAAGCUAUGGAGCAAAGCAGAUUCUGGAAUGAUUCUCUCCAGCUUCUUCUGGGGAUACACAUUGACCCAGGUGGCGAGUGGGUACAUGAGUGACAGAAUUGGAGGGCACAAGAUCAUGUGGAUUGCAGCUCUUGGCUGGUCUUUUACAACAUUCACGCUGCCAAAUGUCAUUGAAGAAUUUUCUGACAGUGAUCAUCAUGUGGAGAUUAUAGCAAUGGCUAGGACAAUCACUGGGGCCUUUCAGGGUAUGCACUUCCCCAGUGUAAUUAGUCUAACGAGUCAACAUUUGGAUGAGUCCGAGAGGGCCUCGUUUUUUGGACUGCUGACGUCGGGAUCUGCAUUGGGGACACUGCUUACUGGAUCUCUCGGGUCUUAUCUGCUGGUUAAAUUCAGCUGGGCCGUUGUUUUUCAAGUAUUAGGUAGUUUAGGUUUACUAUGGACAUUAUCUCUCUAUUAUCAGAGUCUCACUGCUCAAAGGAGGAGAAUAAUCUCAAAGACUUUUGGAGAAUCGAAAAGCAAAAAUCUACCAUGGAGAGAGUUAUGGUCCAAACCGCCUUUCUGGUCUUGUGUAUUCGCCCAUGCCUGUCAGAACAAUUGCUUUUUCGUUUUACUUUCGUGGAUGCCAACUUACUUUCACGACACGUUCCCAGAUGUACCAAGUUGGAUGAUGAAUAUGAUACCUUGGUUAUCGUUACUCCCUUGUACCUUUCUAGGAAAAAUUUUGUCUGAAAAAUUGAUUGCUACUGGGUUCACGGUCACAACUACGAGAAAGAUCGUGGAAACAAUUUGUUUUGCAACACAAGUCAUAAAUUUAUUUAUAUUAGCAACAGUUGAAACAUUCCAAGGUGCAAUGCUCUGUCUAAUGUUCAUAAUUGGCGGUACAGGAUUUCACAACACAGCUAUUGCAGUAAAUCCAUCAGACUUGGCGCCGAAACACUCAGGGAGCGUCUUCGGGCUCAUGAACUCGGUGGGAGCAGUUCCGGGGUUCUUGGGAGUGUACCUAGCCGGAUGCAUCCUACACAUGACCCACAGUUGGGCGGCUGUAUUCAUUUUGACAGCUUUUAUUGACAUUAUGGGAUGUGUCGUUUAUCUUACAUUUGGUUCCGGUCAGGCGAUUAUAUGAAAGUAUCCGUGGCACAAGACGUUGUCAAUAAGAUUUGUAAAUAUUUAAACCAAUUGAAUAAAUUUGUAAAUUAGUAACUCAUAAGGUAAAAUAA
This is a messenger RNA of Diachasmimorpha longicaudata, 1688 nucleotides long. It is a transcript of the gene MFS18, whose product is annotated as voltage-gated purine nucleotide uniporter SLC17A9. Gene Ontology annotation, biological process: transmembrane transport. NCBI's taxonomy places the organism in Eukaryota, Metazoa, Arthropoda, Insecta, Hymenoptera, Braconidae. The transcript is spliced from 7 exons. The coding region runs from base 251 to 1594 and encodes 447 amino acids. The record is from RefSeq and is a predicted model, not a curated record. Gene Ontology annotation, molecular function: transmembrane transporter activity.